Amborella trichopoda is the source of this 3700-nucleotide messenger RNA. Its product is annotated as protein CHROMATIN REMODELING 35. Gene Ontology annotation, biological process: gene silencing by siRNA-directed DNA methylation. The record is from RefSeq and is a predicted model, not a curated record. Gene Ontology annotation, molecular function: ATP binding. NCBI's taxonomy places the organism in Eukaryota, Viridiplantae, Streptophyta, Magnoliopsida, Amborellales, Amborellaceae.
UCUUUUACUUUGAUGAGUAUGGCGCGUCGGAGUCGACCGUGCGCACCCUUGCCUUUCGAAAGCCGGAGAGGGAGAGCUUACCUGUACGCUUUCUUAGGCUCGUCCCCUCUCUCCUGUGCUCGUUAGUGCGCCUACAACCUACCCUUUCUGCUUCCACUCUUUCCCUUCCCAGAACCCCGCGCUGCUCUCGUCGGAGAGAGAAACUCGAAUGAAGUACAAGAGUUUCCCUCAAAUUUUGGGGGCACAUGGAGAAAUCAAAUAUAUUGAUGAUGAUGAUUAUGAUGACAACAAUGGCGAUGAUGUUCUAGUUGUCCAGCUAUUGGGAGGGGCAUUUGCAGGAACAGAGCAUGAUCACUCGAAAUGUGUUUUAGGUCACCAUGAUCGAAUAUUAUGCGAAGAUAGAUAUAGGAUCCUUAAACAAAGUCAAGAAACAACAGUCCACCUCAGCAAUCUGGGUUGUGGAAGCAAAAAAUGAGAUUCCAUACAAUGUGGUAAUUCAUUCGCUUGCUGUGAAGGAGAUGCUGCAUGACGCAAUGGGGGUUGACGAAUUUGGAGAACCUUCCACACCUAGUACACCUUUUGAGAACUUUGGUCUGCUCAGUUUAAAACAGGGUUGCUCUAGACCAAGUAAAAAGAUGAGGACAUCCACUGAAGAUGAAGACUAUAAUGGUGACACUCAGUUUCUACUGUCUUACCCACAGUACAAAUUUGUGCGACCUCACAGAUAUGCCAAAGGAAAUUCUGAUCUAUCUGAUCCAUUUGCCUUUGCCAAUUUGUUAGGAGGUGUAAAAGAUAGCAAAUAUGGAAGUGUGACUGAAGAACUCAAAGAAGUUUCUAUUCAAUCCAUGAAUUUGAAGGAAAAAUUGAGAGAAAUUUAUAAUGCCAUUGGAAGUCCCCAGAAGAAACUUCACGAUCAAAAUGUAUUUGCUCAUGUAAAGGCUAAGGAGCUGAACCAGACAUCUCCUCAUCUAGGGACCCAUCAAAGUGGCCUUCCUAUAUCUCCUAGAUUACUCCAAUUUGGUGCUGACAAUGUUGUUGUUAUUCCUAACGAGGGACGUGGUGGGCAAGAUCGUGCGUUAGCCAAAGAUGUUAUUCUUCUUUCUGAUGAUGAAGAGGGGUGUGAUGGUAAUCCACAAGCGCAGGUUUCAUUUUGGGCUCUCAAUCAUGAAAUUAAAUACCAUCAACAGUGCCUAGGACAGUCAGAAAAGGCGCAGUUGUUCUCUAGGGAAACUCAAGAUGAUCCACAGGAAAAAAGUGAUCAUACAGAGAGUAAGUUUGGAGAUGAUGCUUUCAUGGGUCAUGAUGAAGAUGGUCAGGAUGCUGAAGAAGCCGAUGAACAUGCUGACAUUUGGAAGGAAAUGACAUUGGCUUUGGAGUGUUCAAAGAAUACCACUUCAGAGAAUGCUGAAGUUAGUGAGGAAAAAGGCGAAUGCAAUCACUCUUGUACUUUGGAAGAUGACUUGGGAUAUGUUUGCCAAUUUUGUGGUGUGGUUCAGAAAAGGAUAGAAACGAUAUUUGACUUUCAGUGGGGGAAGAGUUCAAAGAGUACAAGACUCCCAAUUCUUGACUCUCAAAAACCAAAGGGCAUCACCGAGAAAACUCAAAGCACUGAACUUCCCAGACUUAGAGAUUUCGAGUUAGACCUAACAGGGGAUGUAAUCUCCAUCCAUCCAAGGCACAUGAAUGAGAUGAAGCCCCAUCAAAUCGAGGGAUUCAAUUUCUUGAGAAAGAACCUCCUGACCGAUAAACCAGGUGGAUGCAUUCUUGCUCAUGCCCCAGGGUCUGGAAAAACUUUUUUAAUUAUCAGUUUCUUACAAAGCUUCUUGGCAAAAUAUCCCGAAGCCCGGCCAUUAAUAGUGCUCCCAAAAGGCAUUCUUCAUACUUGGUUGAAAGAAUUCAAGAAGUGGCAGGUCGAGAACAUACCCCUCUUUGACAUGUAUUCUUCGAGCAAGUCAGAAGCUCGUUCUGCUCAAUUAGAAGUUCUCAGAAUGUGGCAGGAUGAGAAGAGUAUUUUGUUCUUGGGGUAUAAGCAAUUUGCGAGCAUUGUGUGUGAUGACAAAGAAAACACAUUAAACACUGCUUGUCAAGAUAUACUGCUCAAGGUUCCAGGUCUUCUAAUCCUCGACGAAGGCCACACGCCAAGGAAUAGUGAAACCGAUAUUCUCCACUCUCUAUCCAAAGUGCAGACCCCUAGAAAGGUGGUUUUAUCAGGAACACUUUUUCAGAACCAUGUUCAGGAAGUUUUCAAUAUCUUGGACCUUGUGAGACCAAACUACCUGAAAACUGUGAAUUCUCGAGCCAUAGUUAAGCGUCUCUUGAGUAGGGUCCCACUGUCAGGGGGCUCCAAGAGGAAGUUCAAAGCUCAGGUGGACAAGAAUUUUUGUGACUUGAUUGAGGAUACAUUGCAAAGUGAGGAUAUGGGUGCGAGAACAAGGGUUUUGCAGGAUUUGAGGGAGUUAACCGGAAAGGUUCUCCAUUACUAUAAGGGUGAUUUCUUGGAUGAGCUACCUGGACUUAUAGACUUCACUGUUAUGCUGGAGCUAAGUCCAAGGCAAAAAGAUGCAAUCAAUGGACUUCAGAAGCUUGAAACAAAGGGAGAAUUCAAGAGAAGAGUUGUUAGUUGUGCUGUUUGUAUGCAUCCUUCAUUGGAGGAGUUAUCAAAGGCAGCUGCUGCCUCAAACAAAGGAGGUAUUAGUGCUGAUUUUAAUAAAGCACUAGAUGAAAUUAUAAGUAAUUUGAAUGUGGAUGAUGGGGUGAAAACCAAAUUUGUUCUCAAUAUAUUAUCUCAGAGUGAAGCUACUGGUGAAAAGCUUUUGGUUUUCAGCCAGUACCGCCUUCCUCUGAUAUUCUUAGAGAGAUUGGUUAUUACCCGAAAGCGGUGGCUCCCAGGAAGGGAAAUAUUUCAGAUUUCUGGUGACUCGGGUCUUGAAGAGCGGGAAGAAUGUAUGGAGAAAUUCAAUAAUUCUCCAGAUGCUAGGGUCCUGUUUGGUUCGAUCAAGGCUUGUGGAGAGGGAAUAUCUCUAGUUGGUGCAAAUAGGGUUAUAAUUUUGGAUGUACAUUUGAACCCCUCAGUGACUCGACAAGCAGUGAGUCGAGCGUUUAGACCGGGCCAGAAGAAGAAAGUCUAUACAUAUAGGUUGGUUUCUAAUGAUUCUGCUGAAAAAGACGACCACUAUGCCGCCUUACGUAAGGAGCUGAUCUCAAAAGUAUGGUUUGAGUGGAGUGGGCUUCAUGAUGAUCAGGCAUUCCAGAUGGAUGAGGUUGAUGUCAAUGACUGUGAUGAUGACUUCUUUGAAAAUGCUUCAUUGAGAGAGAUGGUGAAGGCUUUGUAUAAGAGGUGAAGAUUAUUCCUGGUGUGCUUCUCUCUCAACUGGGAUUGGACCUGCAUGAGUUUGCUCAGGUCCAAAAAAAUCCUCACAUAUAUAUGAGCCCUGGGUUUUUUUCUACAAUUUUGUUUUUGUCCAUUGGUUAUGGCUUUUGCAUACAAAUUUUGUUGUUUCACUUCAAAUACUCUUGCCAAUGGGUGGAACGAUUGGUACCAUUGGAGAAUGCCAGGAGGGGAGUGGUUGUUCUGCCAUAACUGACUGCAACAGGGGAUAGAUUUGGUUGCGACAGUGUUCUUAAGUUUUUAAUAUGUAGAUAUUGAACGGUCUUGUACAUUCAAAAAAAAGAAAAGAAAUGUAUGUAGAAAAAUGUAAAU